UACUGUAUUAUUGACUAAUUUAUCUUCCAGAACAAUUGAAUAUUAUUAUUUUUACUUUUUGUAAAUUUAAAAUUUUUCAACAUUGAACAUGAUUUUUUUGGAAAUACAUGACUUCUCGUUGCAGACAAUGUUAGUGGCAAUCGCCUUUCACGCCUACUUUGAUGUCAACAUUGAAGAACUGAUUGCCGAUCGUAAACAAUAUGUUUGGGAUAAGGUUUUCACGUGUUUGGGUGGCAUUUUUAAUCAUCUGGGCUUAAAUAAAUGGGCGAAUAAGAAGCCAUUAGAGAAGGUACAGGAAAAACCUGGUUACAUCAACUAUGAAGAUGUCUAUAAACUAUUGAGACGCUGCAAUUUCACAAACGAGGAGACGGAAAAUAUAUUGGAACAACAUAACAUCGUACCACAUGAACCCAUUCACGAAAACGAUGUUAGAAAUAUAUUCAAAGAUCUAAUGAAGAAACCCCAAUCUCCAGACGAGGCUAGUGAAACAGAUCCCGAUUCGUUAGACAUCCAAAGGAUAACUAAGCAAAUGGAUUCCUUGGAUAAAAGGUUAGACAGAGCACACGAAGAUAUUACUGUGGUCAUAUCGCGUUUAUAUUUAUUGCGUGGCGUACUACCGACAAAUUAUGCUGAAGAUAAAGAAAAUCGCCGAACCUGAUAAAUAAAAAAAUACUUUUUAGAAAUUUAGCAGGUAAUGGCCAGACGCAUCGAUCUUUUUUCCCUUUUUGUCUUCUUAAGGCUUUCAAAGUAUUGAGAUCAUUAAAUGCCUAUUAUCUUUAAUUUCUAUGUACAUGUACAUAGAACUUUAAUCUGUUUAAAUUAAGAUUUAUAAUUUAGUAUAACCGUGAACAUCAAUAUAUACUAUACAUAUAUAUUUUUUGUAAAUGUAUGCCAUUUCAACAAAACAAAUUAUAAUGUUCAAUGAAAGUGAUUUUCAGAAUUCAGGCUAAUAUUGCGUUAAUGUUACCACCAACGAACAACGUGUUAUUUUAUAAUAUCGUCUUCGCUCAAUAAUUUGGUGAUGAAGAAAUAACAUGACUGUGGUUUUGACUUUAUUAAAUGUAAAAUGUUUACAUUACACUCCCCUCAGAACUACACUACCCUUCGUGUAAAACAUAUUUAUAGGAGGAUCGAUAAAUAAUAUUAAGCUUAUUAUAAUACAUACAAUGCUAAAAACAUGUUUAUAAACAUAGUUAGCGUCUAGUGCAUAACGUUUACAAAAAUAUGUAAACUGGUUUUAUAAACAUUGUAGUUACAGUCAAAUGCAUCAAUCAGGCGAGAACAACUACACGGAUUUUGAUGUUGUUUUUACUUUUUUGAUAAUUAACUGAUGGCUUCCCAAUUCGAGAAUAAUAGACUAUGCAACAGUUUUUCUAACGAUCCCUAAAAUAAUCUCUUUGUUUAAAUUAGAGAAUCUUAAAUUUCUUUUAAAAAUCCGACUUUUAAGCUUCUAAAACGUUUAACCGAUUAUGUCCAAUUUUGCUAUUCCAUAAUACCCCUUUGUCCCUUUGUUAAACAAGUGCAAUAAUUAUUUAACAUUUAACUACACGUAUACAGAAUAAGAAGAGUUUGUGUCAUUUUAUACAGGUUGAUUCCGGGAAAAAAAACAGUCGCACACUAUGCAGUUUUUCUUAAGUUUUCAAUUCCACAAAAAAUUUGAUCAUUUUCUUGUUUUAAUAAAUUCCAAAAAUAAUUGUUCAAUUGAAUAAAUUAUUACUAAUACGUACAGGAUUAAUUCGCAUUACAUUGAUUUAAUAAAAUUGAAAAGUAUACAUUAAACUUAUUAAUGCAUUCUCUUAUUUCUUAUGUCUAGAAUUAUUUUCUUAAAAGCUUUUAAAAAUGUAUCGGCAUUCGCUUUGCUAAAAACCAUCGGAGGCUUUAACUUGAUCACAUUGGCGUCCGGUCCGUCACUACUGAGCAAUAUUCUCUCUUCGUCUUUCAUCCUAAAACAUAAUUCCAACUGUUACUAAUGGCAUUUAAUUUAAAUUAAUCAUGAGUACACAUACAUAUUGUACUAAUUUUUUAUAAGUAAACUGUAAUAUAGUCCAACAAGUUUUAGUCCACAUAUAACUUAGCACUGUUAAUAUUAUUAUCGGUUUAGUUUAUAUAUUCCUCCCCACUCUGAUACGUCUUAUUGUGAAGUCCAUAUUAAUACUAUUGGGAAAUAUACAAUGUAUCAUGUAUAAUUGUCAACUAACGGUGACUCUUAUUUUUCAAUGGUUGGCGAUUAUAACUUAACAAAUACUAAAUGGACUUUGCAAUCGUCUGGCCUUUAGCCUAAUAAUUCGUAGCUUAU
Adelges cooleyi (spruce gall adelgid) is the source of this 2296-nucleotide messenger RNA. RefSeq lists its product as uncharacterized. Bases 89 to 658 code for a protein of 189 amino acids. The record is from RefSeq and is a predicted model, not a curated record. The transcript is spliced from 4 exons. NCBI's taxonomy places the organism in Eukaryota, Metazoa, Arthropoda, Insecta, Hemiptera, Adelgidae.